CUUAACAUUCUUUUUACAAUUAAAUUAGGGAAAUGAACUUGCCUCUUCCAUAAUCCUACUGCAACACGCAACUCUUUAUAUACUUCGUAUUUGGCUAGCUCCAUCACUCUAAAAAUUAAAUUUGUGAGAUCCUAUCGUACAAGACUUACUCGACUUGUAAUCAAAUAUGGAAAUGUUUUCAUCACAAUUUGGCUCUGGCCUUGCCGGUCUAAUGUUCAUUUGGACAAUAUACCGGCAUUACCUCCCUCCCAAAUUACAUGAAGCUAUUGAGUAUUUCACUUCUCGUUAUACUCACAAAUUGGCUAGUUAUUUCUCCCCUUACCUCGAUAUCACCUUCGAUGAGUACUCGAAUCGAUUCAAUCGAAACGAGGCCUACGACGCGAUCCAAAGCUACCUCGGCGACAAAUCUUCAACGGAAGCUAAAAGUAUGAACGCUGAUUAUGAUGAAGGUGCCAAGAGUUUGUUGAUAAAAUUGGGAAAUAAUGAGGAGAUCAUGGAUGAGUAUAAAGGUGUUCAAGUUUGGUGGUCUUUUGUCAAACAACAUGUUGAACAAGCAGCUAUCUCUUACUUCAGAAACUCCAAUGAAAAAAGACACUACACAUUGGUGUUUCAUGCCAAGCACAGAAAGUUUAUAAUGGACAAGUAUCUACCAUAUGUUCUAGAGGAAGGCGAGGCCAUAACAAAUCGAAACAGGAGGCGAAAGCUGUAUACAAAUGAUGAUGAUGACAUGUGGCUUAACUACAUUGAUUUCAAACACCCUGCAAAAUUCGGGAUGUUGGCAAUGGAGGAGGAUAAGAAACAGAUGAUCCUCGAGGACUUACAAUGGUUCAAGGGCGCGAAAGACUACUACGCGCAAAUUGGAAAGCCAUGGAAGCGGGGUUACCUUCUAUAUGGUCCCCCUGGAACAGGAAAAUCAACACUAGUAGCAGCCAUGGCUAAUCUCCUAGACUACGACAUCUACGAUCUUGAAUUGACAUCAGUUAAAAAUAACAAGCAACUGAGAAGCCUAUUAAUCGAAACAACUUGUAAGUCCAUCAUUCUGAUUGAAGAUAUAGAUUGUUCAUUGGACUUGACAGGACAAAGAACAGAGAAAAAAGAAGGAGGUGAAGAAAAGGCUGGCGAAAAAGACCCUUUGAAGGAUAAACCUGCAGGAGAAAAAGAAGUGAAAGACAAAAAGAAGAAAGGAAGUGAGGUAACUUUGUCUGGUUUACUAAACUUUAUUGAUGGAAUUUGGUCAGCUUGUGGAGAAGAGAGGAUUAUUGUGUUUACGACUAAUCAUGUGGACAAACUCGAUCCUGCUCUAAUUCGGCCUGGUAGAAUGGACUUGCACAUUGAGAUGUCUUACUGUCGAUAUGAAGCAUUCAAGAUGUUGGCUAAGAACUAUCUACGGCUUGAAUCACAUCCUUUGUUCGAAACCAUUGGGGCGUUGCUAGAGGAAAUAGAUGUUACACCAGCUGAUGUAGCCGAAAAUAUUAUGCCUAGAUCAAUCAAAACUACUACUGCCGAGGAUUGUUUGAAGAAAUUAGUUGUGUACCUUGAGAAGGCAAAGCAAGCAAAGAAGUUGAAAUCUGAGCAAGAACUUGUGUUGGAAGGUGAAGAGAAGUUAGCAUUGGGGGAAAUAUCUGGUGAAAAGAAAAACAUGUGAGAGAUUAACAUAAAUUUAUUAUGAGUUAAUCAAUUGUAUUAAUUUAAGUAGUGAACAAAAAUCAUGUAAUCGUCAAGUUGAUUUGAUAAUCAAUUACUACAGAAAAUAAACGCGGGUGAAAUCAAAUCAAAUGUAACAAGUAUUCAGGGCCGUUUUUGACUUUUGUGAGGCUAUGGGCAAAAUAACAAUUAGGGGCCUUGUGAAUUUAAUCAUGCAAUAUGCACUAAAAAGUGAUUGCAAAUGAAGAGUACUUUUUAUUAGGCUAUUUA
Molecule: messenger RNA, 1914 nt
Organism: Chenopodium quinoa (quinoa)
Lineage: Eukaryota; Viridiplantae; Streptophyta; Magnoliopsida; Caryophyllales; Amaranthaceae
Product: AAA-ATPase At3g28580-like
Exons: 3
Coding region: 167-1645 (492 amino acids)
Molecular function (GO): ATP binding; ATP hydrolysis activity
Source: RefSeq, a predicted model, not a curated record